Messenger RNA from Drosophila hydei, 597 nucleotides. Its product is annotated as protein Fer3-like. Bases 1 to 597 code for a protein of 198 amino acids. The transcript is spliced from 2 exons. The record is from RefSeq and is a predicted model, not a curated record. NCBI's taxonomy places the organism in Eukaryota, Metazoa, Arthropoda, Insecta, Diptera, Drosophilidae. Gene Ontology annotation, biological process: regulation of transcription by RNA polymerase II; developmental process. Gene Ontology annotation, molecular function: DNA-binding transcription factor activity, RNA polymerase II-specific; protein dimerization activity; RNA polymerase II transcription regulatory region sequence-specific DNA binding.
AUGCAGCAUCCAAGCGACCAGCCCACCUAUAUGCCAGAGGUGCCCUUUCAGCCACUGUGGGGCCAGGAUGCACCACCGCCACCGCCCAUAGUUCCCUAUCAGGACCUUAUAGCAGGAUUUCCUUGCCCCGAUUUGUCGCUCUGGCAACGAUCUCAGGUGACCCCGCUCGUCAAUCAACGUUCCAGUACCAAUGGCCGCUCCCAUGGCACCCCCACGUCUAGUUCGAAGAAAACGCGACGCCGUGUUGCUUCCAUGACCCAGAGACGAGCUGCUAAUAUACGCGAACGCCGUCGUAUGUUUAACUUAAACGAAGCCUUUGACAAGCUGCGACCGAAGGUACCCACCUUUGCCUAUGAGAAACGGCUUUCACGCAUAGAGACCCUGCGCCUGGCCAUCACCUACAUAGGUUUCAUGUCGGAGCUGUUGAACGGGACGCCCUCCAACAGCCAGAAGAGUCGCUCGCACAUGUACGGCGGCAUGAAUGGAAAUCAUCAUUCGACUACUGUGCCACCAGGUCCUCCAAUGCAUCCCCAUCAUAUGCAUCCGACAGCCUAUCAGCGUGAUUUUGCCUCGGCUUACACUCACAGCUUGCCAUAA